GUGACUGCCGCUUCCCUCACGCGUUGUGAGCGCGCCGCUGACGUCACCGUGGGAGUGUGCCAUCGGGAGAAAUUAACGGACAUCAGCACAAUUCUCUCUCAGCUCUCACCAUGUGAUAAUCCUGCUUUUAUGAGGGGCAAGUUAACUGAAGUGUCAAGAGAACAGAUUACCCUGCAUUGAGGGACUGGCGGUUUCUCUAUGCAAGAGAGACCGUUUUGGAUUUCCACUUAGAUUUAUCCACAGUAUCAGAUUUCUGUGUUGAGAAGACUGAGCAGGAUGACUGGAACUGAAGCCAACGCUGAACUGCUGUAAGCCAGUGGAGGCCAGGCUGGACUAAUGACGAGCAUGACUUUGCGCCAAACCACAGAUGCAUGUACGCUCUCAGAGUCCACCUGACUGCUGCCACCCUCUGCUUCCUGGCUUUUGAAACAGCCUAUCAGGGGGCUGGUGGAGGCGGGGCUUAGCUAGACCCCUGUGCUGACCCUCUGAGUGAGACUGGCGCCUCCUGAUGGACCAGGGUGGUAGCGAGCAGCCUGGGGCGGAGGAGCCAGACUCUGGGGGUCGAGCAGAGCGGGAGGUGAGCAGAAGGGCUUCCGAGCCUGAUCACGGCCUGUCCAAAAUUACCCACAAUGCCUUGGAGAACAUGGGCGCGCUGGGCCAUGGCCUGAAGCACUUCUUCCAACCCCAGCGCAGGCGUUCAUCCGUCUCGCCGCACGACUACGCCUCUUCCUCCACAGGCCCUAUCCUUGAACCCCCUGAAGUGGGGCCAGAGUUGGGGGAAGCGCCAGGCAUCACGGUCGCCCCUAACUCUGACCCCCACACUUCCGCCCCCCCUGCAGCUUUGAGCCGCGUGCUGCAGCAGAUUAGAGGCCCCCCCAUAAUGAAGAGAGGGACCAGCCUGCAGAGCCGCCGCAGCAAGGCAGGGGGGGUAGGGGAGGCCCCCCAAAAAGGCAGCCCUCAGAUCCACAGGCGCAGUACCCAGGACCCCUUGCUGCAGGCAGGACGGCCACGCUCCUCUUCAACCACCGAUACGCCCAGCAGCCCAGCUUUGGUGGACAUGUUGCUGACCUCAGGGUACCACUCCACCGAGGAGGCUGAUCGGCAAGAUCGUUUGGAGGUGUCGGGUCCUGCAGUGUCUCCCAACGCUCUGUCUACAUGCUCAGAUGGCGGUCAGUACGGUGUGGAUUCAGUGGAUGGCACCCCGGAUCCUCAGCGCACCAAGCAGGCCAUUGCUCAGCUACAGCAGAAGAUCCUCAAACUCACAGAGCAGAUCAAAAUCGAACAAACAGCAAGAGACGACAAUGUAGCCGAGUACUUGAAGCUGGCAAACAACGCAGACAAACAGCAGAGCACUCGCAUCAAGCAGGUGUUCGAGAAGAAGAACCAGAAGUCUGCGCAGACCAUCCAACAGCUGCAGAGGAAGCUGGAACAUUACCAUCGCAAGCUCCGAGAGGUGGAGCACAAUGGAAUACCACGCCAGCCCAAAGAUGUCCUGCGAGACAUGCACCAGGGUCUGAAGGAUGUGGGUGCCAAGGCACACCCCAAAGGGGUAGAUUUGGACCUGGUGUGA
This is a messenger RNA of Danio aesculapii, 1570 nucleotides long. It is a transcript of the gene tmcc1b, whose product is annotated as transmembrane and coiled-coil domain family 1b. The coding region runs from base 509 to 1570 and encodes 353 amino acids. The transcript has 6 exons. The record is from RefSeq and is a predicted model, not a curated record. Gene Ontology annotation, cellular component: endomembrane system. Lineage: Eukaryota; Metazoa; Chordata; Actinopteri; Cypriniformes; Danionidae.